AGCUUACAGCUAUCAAAUUUGAUCUAAAAAUUCUUUAAAAAUAUACAUCCAACACUCUUUUGUCUUGAGAUUCCAUCCUGAAAAAUUCAACACCAAGACAGAUCAAAUUUUUACAAAGACAAUGAUGGUCGUCUGAGAUCAGUGAGGCAAUCAGGAUCGAACCCACGCAAAGAUGGGGGGAUGGAGAAACGCAGUUCAAGAAGCUGCUGGUUCCAAACCGCUGUUUCUGACCAUAUACGCCACCGUUAUAGUGGGGAUAGUGGUGUCUUCGUUUUACGUAUUCUCUGCCAUUUACUCUCCAUCCGCUUCCACCACUCAGUCUGUCUCUACUUCUUGGCUUUCAUCUCCUUCUCUCUCCCAAAAUGGGGUUUCUCUUUCCAGUGGUCAGUCAAUCAACAUUUCUCAACCUUCAGGAAUUGCAUCACAACCUGGCAGCAACAACCUGAGACCUAUUUGGGAGGCUCCACCUCGUACUUCAAAAAUGCCACCUUUAAAGUUCUUUAGUCUAACAAAAGAACUGGUCGAAGAAAGGGCAAAAGAUAAUGUCAUUAUAGUCACUUUUGGUAACUUUGCAUUUAUGGAUUUCAUCCUGACUUGGGUUAAACACUUGACAGAUCUUGGUGUUUCUAAUCUUCUUGUUGGUGCUAUGGACACCAAACUUUUGAAGGCUUUGUAUUGGAAAGGUAUUCCAGCCUUCGAUAUGGGCAGCCAUAUGAGCACAAUUGAUGUUGGCUGGGGCUCUCCUACAUUUCAUAAAAUGGGGAGAGAGAAAGUCUUACUUAUAAAUGCUAUACUUCCUUUUGGUUAUGAGCUAUUGAUGUGUGAUACAGACAUGGUGUGGUUGAAGAAUCCACUUCCAUAUCUUGCUCGGUACCCGGAUGCAGACGUCUUAACUUCAAGUGACCAAGUUGUGCCAACAGUUGUUGAUGACAGAUUGGCUGACUGGAAACAAGUUGGUGCCGCGUACAAUAUAGGAAUUUUCCACUGGCGGCCAACAGAGCCUGCAAUAAAACUGGCAAAAGAAUGGAAAGAUAUGCUUUUAGCUGAUGAUAAGAUAUGGGAUCAGAAUGGAUUUAAUGAACUUGUACGUAGGCAGUCAGGGCCGGCCGUUGAUGACGAUAGUGGACUUUUUUAUGCUUUUGAUGGAAAUCUCAAGCUGGGAAUUCUGCCAGAAAGUAUAUUUUGUAGUGGACACACUUAUUUUGUUCAGGCCAUGUAUGAACAACUUAGGCUGGAGCCAUACGCUUUGCACACCACGUUCCAGUAUGCUGGUACUGAGGGAAAGCGUCAUCGACUGCGGGAGGCCAUGGUUUUCUAUGAUCCACCAGAGUACUAUGAUGCGCCAGGAGGAUUCUUGUCAUUUAAACCUUCUAUUCCAAAGAGCUUGUUACUGGAGGGGGAGAAUAAUCUCGAAUCACACUUCUCUCUUAUUAAUUACCAAAUGAAACAAAUAAGGUCAGCGCUUGCUAUUGCUUCAUUGCUGAACCGUACGCUGGUUAUGCCUCCACUAUGGUGCAGGUUGGAUAGGCUGUGGUUUCCACAUCCUGGAGUUUUGGUGGGGUCAAUGACUAGACAACCUUUUCUCUGCCCUUUGGACCAUGUCUUUGAGGUAAAUGUCAUGUUGAAAGACCUUCCAGUGGAGGAAUUUGGUCCGGCAAUCAACAUCAGAGAGUACUCUUUUCUGAACAAUCCAUUGUUGCCCCAACAAGUAAAGGAGUCGUGGCUUGAUGUUCAGCUUUGUCAAGAAGGAACUGAAGAUUGCCAUGCAUCAAGCAACACAAGUAGACCAGGUCUUUUAAGAUUUCCAAAACACAGCGGUGAAGAAACGUUCAAGACAGUGUUCUCUGCAUUCAAGGAUGUCAAAGUAAUUCAAUUCUCUUCCAUGCAAGAUGCUUUUCUUGGUUUCUCUGACAAGACAAGAGAGGAGAAAUUCAGGAAUCGUGUGAAGCGGUAUGUAGGUAUAUGGUGCUGUGUUGACAGCCACACUCCCGGACACAUAUAUUAUGACAUGUACUGGGAUGAGAAACCAGGCUGGAAACCUGCCCCACCUCAAACCCCAGAGGAUGAUCAUCCGCCAUUCUGAGGCCCCGUGCCAAUAUUAUCAAAAUAUGGCCAAGUUGUCGGAGACAGAAAAAUGAGAAACAGAAAUCUGUUCAAAGCUGGUUUCAUCUUUGUAGCUGGGAUGAGGUUGUAUCACUUUACAGAGGAAAAAUGUCCAGAAUCUGAAAUUUGAAAUAGUGAAGGGCUGAUUUGUUUUUCACCCCUUUGCUAGUGUAACUGUAGGUAAAAAAAAUUUUGACUUGUAUUUAACCUUUCCACAAUACUAAAUAAAAAGGAAAUGAAGCUAAUGAUUUGAAGGAAGUUAUGGUGCCUACUGAAGGACCCUGUUUCA
This is a messenger RNA of Theobroma cacao (cacao), 2392 nucleotides long. RefSeq names its product xyloglucanase 113 (gene XEG113). Lineage: Eukaryota; Viridiplantae; Streptophyta; Magnoliopsida; Malvales; Malvaceae. Gene Ontology annotation, molecular function: arabinosyltransferase activity. Gene Ontology annotation, biological process: cell wall pectin biosynthetic process. The record is from RefSeq and is a predicted model, not a curated record. Gene Ontology annotation, cellular component: Golgi apparatus.